Messenger RNA from Nomia melanderi (Alkali bee), 2630 nucleotides. RefSeq names its product secretory carrier membrane protein (gene Scamp). The record is from RefSeq and is a predicted model, not a curated record. Gene Ontology annotation, biological process: protein transport. Gene Ontology annotation, cellular component: trans-Golgi network membrane; recycling endosome membrane. NCBI's taxonomy places the organism in Eukaryota, Metazoa, Arthropoda, Insecta, Hymenoptera, Halictidae.
AGCAGUUUCUCCGUAAAUGAUAAGCGAUACGGCUAUUGUGCCGGCGAUACCGUAUGAAACCGCAGCGCAAUGGAUCAUCAAGUAUAGACGGGUUUAGAUAAGAUUAUUUUGAGUGUGUUAAAGUCUUAUUAAUUUUCAACGGUACAUUGGAGCGCGGCUCGGCGGACGGUGAAUAGGAUGUCUGGCUUCGACGAGAAUCCCUUCGGGGAGCCGAACGUUAAUGAUCCGUUUUCGGAUCCUUCAAUUAGGAGGGCUGUUGCUUCUACUCCAGCCAGCAGAGGCUUAGAGGACUACAACCCCUUUGCGGAGCAAGGUUCGCAGGGGACUGCACAGGUCAGAGGUGCAUCAAAUCCUCCACUUUAUGGAGGGCUUGGUUCAACACAGCAACCAGCUAUACUUCAGACUUCUAAUCCGGAGACACCACCACCUCCAUACACGCGUACUCCACAGCAGACCGUCACUGCAGCCCUUGGAAGCAAUAUCUCUCCUCCAUUAGAUCAAAGGCCAGAACCAGAAUGGAAAGCGAGGACAGAGGAAGAUAUGAGAAGUUCUGCCUACUAUCCAAAGCGGAACUGGCCACCGUUGCCUGAAAAGUGCUGCUUCCAACCGUGCUUCUACCAGGAUAUUGAGGUGGAAAUUCAUACAGAUUUUCAGACCACAGUGAAGCAAUUGUACAGAUUGUGGAUGUUCCAUGGCUGUGUAAUGGUCUUGAAUGUCAUUGGUGGAUUCGUGCUGUUAUUAAGUCACGGGGAAUUCUCGACGUUCGGUCUCGGAAUAUUAUACCUUAUUCUGUUUACCCCGUUCUCGUUUCUGUGCUGGUUCAGACCAGCUUACAGAGCUUUCCAGCAUGACAGCUCGUUCAACUUUAUGGUAUUCUUCUUCGUGUUCUUCUUUCAAUUAAUCGUCACAGCCAUCCAGGCUAUUGGUAUUCCUGGCGCUGGAACUUGCGGUAUAAUAACAGCUAUUAGAAUGUUCGAUUCAUCGGCCUCGGGAAUUUUCGUUGGGCUUUUGCUACUCUUCGUAGCUCUUUGUUUCGCCGCGGCUGCUGCCGGCGAUCUUUUAUUGUUGACUAAGAUCCAUCGUAUUUACCGUUCGUCGGAAGCCAGCGUGUUGAAAGCACAACAGGAGUUCGCAACAACCUUCUUGCGCAACGAGCACGUGCAAAGCGCGGCGAGCACCGUCCGCGCUCAGAUGUCGAACGCCGCUACCCAACCCCGUUACUAAAGCGAUCGCGACGCUCUUCAGGAUCCACUCUUCAGACUACGGGAACAUUGGGUUAGAUCGUUGCCGUUACUUUAACCGGGUGUAUGUCUGAUCGUCUCGAGUCGACUUGGAUCGCUGUGUAUCAAGUAUAAUUGCCUGGGAGGAACGAGAGAAAGGGAAAACUGGGAACGCGGACGGUUCCAGGACCUCGUUGUUAGUCGAGACUGGUAUCAAACAGAUCCUGCUGUCGCGAGAUCUAUUUUUACACGAUGUUUAAAUUCAUUCUAAUGAUUGACCACAUAUUUAUUGAAUGGCGAUGAGCAACAAAGUAAAUUCGUUUUGUACAAACAGGAAGGAAAUGGUUGUUUAAAUUUUAUAAAUAUGCUGGUGUAUUUGUACUUAUGUAAGCGAGUAUAUAAAAAAAAAGAGAGACUUAAGUGACAAAUAAAAGAUUUAGUUUACACACAGAGACCAUCUCUUCCGUUCGGAUCGAGUAUUUCGCAGGAACUUAGAAGCACAACCGUUCACAGUAGAUUCUCCAGUUGUUCCAGGCCAAUAGUUCUCAGUAUUAUUCUACCUGCAAUUAGAAAUAGCCUUGAUCUUUCCUUCGGUGCGAUUAUUUUGUUUAAACUCUGUAGGAAUGAAUAAUGUAUACCUUCAGAUUGAUAUGUUGCCAUCGGAUCCUCCGGAAAUGAGCCUCCAGUAUCAGCCUUAGACGAAUGUCCUGUACCGAUUAACUUAACCACAAAUAUGGCGUCCAUCAGUUCAACCUUCGAUCUGUACAUCAGCCUAGCGUGGCCCUCCGCCAGUCUAAAGAACAAUUAUAAUUAUUUUAACCUGUUAACCUCUUUCUUUGCCAUUUCUUUCAUAAUUCUUCGCAUUAGAAUUAUACUAUACGUAAUUAUUUAUUCUAAUAAACAAUAAUUCUAUGUUUCUUUCGAAUCUACGUUUAUAGACAUUUAAUCCUGACUUCGAGUAACCAGAAGUACUUAGUAACAUUCGUUGAAUUUAAUGAAAAAUUGUCCUCGCUAGACCUGCGAGGUAUCAACCAAGUAACAAGUGCCAUUCAAGCACCGUAAUACCAAGCACAAAGAACGAAUUACCUCGACGUAUUCAAUCAACGAAUUCAAAAGUAGAGAGUCAUUCAACGGGUAAUAAAUUACGUUACAUUCUUUCUACCUGAUAAGACUAUCAAGUAAUCGCACUGUCGUUCGCUCUUCCCUUCUUCCCGGGCGGGAUCUGUGAUAAAGAUAAGCGGUUCUAAGCACCAGCUCGGCUUCCUUAGUCAUCUCCGGUUGCAAAGAAUGAACGUGAGCGAAAUAUUCCCGCAACGCGUCCUCCUUCCACACUCCGUCGGUGUCCAACGACUCGAUGUAUUUGUUCAAUUCCCUGUUAAAACGGAACGAAAGCUAGAACCGAGGAAUUUA